AUGCAAGUCGACACAGCUGAAGGCUGGAUGGCCAGCUUUCCCGAUCAUCCAGUUUUCUCAUCUGGGUCACCUUCAAACGGAAAGGAAAGGAUGCUCGAGUCAUCGUCUUCCUCAAAGUUGAUUGCAGUCAAGAUAAAUCAAAAUGAUCUGGUUGUCGCUUACGGAAACGAGUUACGUUUGACGUCCAUGGCUAAGUACAAGUCAGCAGCGAGCUCUCACAACCCGAACGAACCACAGGGCAGCUAUAAGGUUCUCAAGCCCAGUGUUUCAAUGAGCUUUCCGAAGGGUCCGAUCACUCAAUUGGUUCCCAACCCAACAUCUCAACUUUUGGCUAUUUGUUCAGACUUCGAUAUUUGCGUCAUUGCUUUGCCUCGACUUGAUGAACAUAUCGACACGAGCUUCUACCUUGAUUGCGAGACGUUAUCGGUUGGAGAAUCAAGUCUAGUAGGAGACGAAAUGACAUCAAUGGCGUUUUCCAAGAUGCGUGUUGUCAAAGUUUUGUGGCACGGAUUGAGUUAUCGAGCUGGUACACUUUUGGCUCUCUACUCGAAUGGAAUGGUCCACGAAUAUGAUAUCACGAGGGAUAGCAAGAGACCUACGCAGAUCUUAGACUUCAAUUCUCCCCUUGGCAUUCUACCUCACCAUACCAUCGAUCAAAACACAGGAGAAAUGACUGAAACGCACGAAGGAUUGGUAGCCCGCAUGUUAGGCACGGCUGAUUCACCUUCUAUAUCUUCUCGCACUCGGGGGGAGUCAUCAGGGCCGCAAAACCUCGCACGAAAUCGACGAGAAGGCACUUUCUCUGCCGAAGACGUUUCGGCGACGAAUGCGGUGUCCAUGUGCUUCGGAACAGGGAUCGGAGACUGGGGACCGAUGACUUUGUACGGCUUGAUGGAGAACGGCGACCUACCAUCUUUCUUUAUCCUCUCCGAGGUCCUUCAGAUCCGUCAAGAUGAUGGAGUCGUAUCUUGCGAGGUUGCUGUUCACAUAUUUUGCCUUGCUUGUGGUAAUAGUCUCCUUCCUAUAACCUACAAGAGCUCUCUGCUGUUCUUCUUAACCACAAAACUCGAGGCCCUAUCGAAGUCCAGUCCGCGUGCAGAAGAAUCUCAAGAUAUACGUAUUCUCCAAAAAUCACUAUAUUAUUCUCUCGAUUUUCUCAAUGCAAUCGAAAAACUCUCACAGUCCCAACCAAACGGAGCCUCCAGUAACCUGCGCUCAAAGGACGAAUUGAUAGACCUUUACGGGAUGCUCAAAGCUAGACCCUUGAGACAGGGUCCAUUCCUUAUGCAACCGUCACCUAUCGAGCUUGAUCCUGAAACGUCUUCUGGUACCGGUCAAUCUGAGUUCGAUCCCUCAGCGAGCAGUGUUGGGGUUUUCAUGAUAGCAUAUCAAAAUCGUGUCGAUGUCCAUAUCGAGGUUGACAAAGUCGAGCCAUACUGGCAAUCACUUCCAAUAAAUAAGAUGACAUAUGAGACAGAAGUCAUAUUACCUGCCUUGAUUACCCAUGAGACGAUCGAUUUACAAUUGCCUGGUGAUGUUCAAAGCGCUCCAAAUCCUUUUGGUCCUGUGGUUUCCCAUGAAACUUCGGGUGGUGUUCGCUUUGUCAAAGAUACUAGACACCCCGACGUGGUCUUCCUUUGGCAUCGCUUUGGAGUGCAAGCUAUCUCAAUGUUUCGAUGGAUCGAUCCUUUAACAAGGCUAUUUCAAGAAUAUACUACGACAGGAUCAAUCCGAUCAAGCGACAUCCAACAUACCAUUGGGGGUCUAGGUGGCGCUGAUGUGAGGUGGGUGAUCAAAACCGCCCCUUCCGAUCAACCAUCAACGGAGUCGAUAUCUGCCCCAUUGGGGGUUCAGUGUUUAGCUGUGAUCGAUGAUGCCUAUCUAGGCUACGCUUUGUUAUCCAUAUUCGAUGACCUUCAAGUUUUACUCCAUCCACUACGCCACCGACCUGUUUCAAGUCUCCCUCUUCGCUUGCCACUCGCUGGUAGUGGUUCUGCAACCCCAGAAACUGGCGGCGCUUCAUCAUAUCCAUUCGCAGGAAAGAAACCUGUAGCUGCGCCACCAAGAAUUAACGCGGGUCAAUCUGAUCGUCGCUUUUAUACAAGCUUACUAGCAAAGCCAUGGAUACCCAGCCGAUUGCUGAACGGACAACCAAUGCCAUCAAGUCUUUCAAAGAUCAAAAUACCCCAGGAUUUGAAUUCCACGGACUCAAAGUCAUUCAGAUUCAUUGUGGAAGUGAACAACGAACUCGAUAGGCAAAUACGAGGGGUGAUUGAGGCUGCCAAUGAAACUCAAGAUCGGCUGAAGCUUCAGAUACGGGAGUACGAAAGGCAGCUGAGCCGCACAUUUUCUGCUCAAGAGACCUUGGCUCGGUUCGCUGAUCAGUCUCCCCUUUCCACGGGCACUGAAGCCCGGAUAACUCGCAUCACUGAUUUCCAAAAGAAACUUCUCGAGCGAAGUGACGAUAUCUUACAACGCCUCACCGACCGAGUCAAUCCUACUCUCAGUGAGGGAGAGCGCCGAUGGUUUUCGGAAUUGCGGCGUAUGAAAACAGAAGUGGGGUGCGAGGAGAAGACUGGCUCGCGAAGUGGAUUAUUUGCCGAAGUCGAAAAGAUGAAGGCUGAUCUUCAGUCUAUCAAUCAAGCUGUGAAAAAGCUACCUGAGCAUUUACAGCUCGAAUGGACUCGGGGAACCACACAAGGCAAACUUGGCGACAAGCAAAUCCAAGAUAUCCAGCACAGGCUUGUUCAAGGUACAACAUGUCUGGAAUGGGUUCAAAUUCAAAUUCAAGAACUGAACGAUACUCUUGCCCAUCUCAAGAGCCCGACAUGA
Messenger RNA from Melampsora larici-populina 98AG31, 2832 nucleotides. RefSeq lists its product as uncharacterized. The transcript has 5 exons. Bases 1 to 2832 code for a protein of 943 amino acids. Gene Ontology annotation, biological process: ribosomal small subunit export from nucleus; protein import into nucleus; ribosomal large subunit export from nucleus. Gene Ontology annotation, molecular function: structural constituent of nuclear pore. Gene Ontology annotation, cellular component: nuclear pore. NCBI's taxonomy places the organism in Eukaryota, Fungi, Basidiomycota, Pucciniomycetes, Pucciniales, Melampsoraceae. The record is from RefSeq and is a predicted model, not a curated record.